GUGUGCCCCUACCCUGGGACCUGUACCAUCCAGGUUUGGGGGUGGCACAGGGGUUUCCCCAACACAGGCCAGAAGGACACGGGCACCUCUCAUCUCCCAGGAGAAGAUUCAUGGCCUCCUGGAGGCCAGCGACACACCUGCCCCUACUCUGUCCCACAACCCCUUGGGAUAUGCUACCUUCACUCAGGUAACACUCAACUCUUUUCACUCCUGUGGGUUUGGGGGCAGAUAAAGGCGACCGCUGGGCAUGGGGAGGGCACCCUCCCCUGAAUGAGAAACUAAGGCAUUAGGGACUGAGCAGAGCACAAGAAGGGCUGGACCUGGACUGGUCCCCAGGAACAGAAUGUCUGUGGGCGUGCUCAGUGGCUAUCGAAGGAGAGAACUCAGCCCUCCUGCCCCGGAAGCAGCAAUGUGUAAGAGAGGAGUGUGCAGGGCACCCAGGAAGGCAGCAGAGGUGGUGGAGUUCCGGAGAGACAGGGCAGACAGGCAGAUAAGGCUCUGGGCUCUCUCCCCUCUGGGGCCCCAGCCAGAGAAAUAGCAGGCCGGUUGCAUAAUCCUUCUAUUUGCCCAGAGCUACAUUUUGUCCUGAAACACUCCACCCUGGGAGGUGAUUGAAGAAGGAUCCAGCAAGGACCAGGCAGGGAAGGGAAUCAGCAGAGGAGCAAGACGUGUGCUGGAUCCCUCGGCCUUCCGCUGCCACCCAAGAGGAUGGAGGCCCACAAUGCAUCCGCCCCACUCAACUUCACCCUGCCACCCAACUUCGGCAAGCGCCCCACCGACCUGGCGCUGAGCGUCAUCCUUGUGCUCAUGCUGUUCAUCGUCAUGUUCUCGCUGGGCUGCACCAUGGAGUUCAGCAAGAUCAAGGCUCACUUCUGGAAGCCUAAGGGGCUGGCCAUCGCCCUGGUGGCACAGUAUGGCAUCAUGCCCCUCACUGCCUUUGCACUGGGCAAGGUCUUCCGGCUGAACAACGUUGAGGCGUUGGCCAUCCUGGUUUGUGGCUGCUCACCGGGGGGGAACCUGUCCAACAUCUUCAGUCUGGCCAUAAAGGGGGACAUGAACCUCAGCAUCGUGAUGACCACCUGCUCCACCUUCUUUGCCCUGGGCAUGAUGCCCCUCCUCCUGUAUGUCUACUCCAGGGGGAUCUAUGAAGGAGACCUGAAGGACAAGGUACCUUAUGGAGGCAUUGUCAUAUCACUGAUCCUGGUUCUCAUUCCUUGCACCAUAGGGAUCUUCCUCAAUGCCAAACGGCCACACUAUGCACGCUAUAUCGUCAAGGGAGGGAUGAUCACCAUGCUUCUGUUAAGCGUGGCCAUCACAGCACUCUCGGCCAUCAAUGUGGGCAAGAGCAUCUUGUUUGUCAUGAUGCCCCACUUGCUGGCCAUCUCCUCCCUGAUGCCUUUCAUCGGGUUCCUGCUGGGCUACAUGCUCUCUGCUCUCUUCUGCCUCAAUGGACGGUGCAGACGCACUGUCAGCAUGGAGACCGGAUGCCAGAACGUUCAGCUCUGCUCCACAAUCCUCAACGUGACCUUCCCCCUUGACGUCAUCGGACCCCUUUUCUUCUUUCCUCUCCUCUACAUGAUUUUUCAGCUUGGAGAAGGGCUUCUCCUCAUCGCCAUCUUUUGGUGCUAUGAGAAAAUCAAGCCUUCCAAGAAUAAAACAAAAAUGAUCUACACAGCUGCCGCAACUAAAGAAAUCAUUCCAGCAGCUCUGGGAAAUGGCACCCACAUACAGGAGGAACGCUCCCCUUGCCCAGCCUAGCCUUCGUCCAGUGGCCUGGAUUCUGGUCAGAAGGCAAUUCAGAAGGGAUGUGUGGGAACUUCAGAGAGCAGAGGAAACACCAGUAGUUAUCUGAGUCUUUCCCCAGCAUUUCCAGCCGGAACUAUCAGAAUCCUCAAGCCUUGCCUGGAAGACAAAGAGAGUCUACCCAAAAUGCCUCACCUAUCCCAAGCUUCGAAUUUUGAUACUUGUUUAAAAAAAACAAAAGGACACACAUGUUCAUUGACAGCCCUAUGAAAGCAAAAACCAAAACUAUCUUUGUGCCCCUGCAUCUCUAGAACAGUUCCUGACAAGUAUAUAGAAGGCAAUUUCUGAAUUAGUCAAUAAAUAGGUUUUUUUAACCUAAAAUCAAUUACCCAAAUAUUGUUCCAAGUUUUGUGACACAAAAAGGAAAUAAAUGCUCAGAGCGCUGUAGGA
Molecule: messenger RNA, 2193 nt
Organism: Diceros bicornis minor
Lineage: Eukaryota; Metazoa; Chordata; Mammalia; Perissodactyla; Rhinocerotidae
Gene: SLC10A1
Product: solute carrier family 10 member 1
Exons: 5
Coding region: 709-1758 (349 amino acids)
Biological process (GO): bile acid and bile salt transport
Cellular component (GO): membrane
Molecular function (GO): bile acid:sodium symporter activity
Source: RefSeq, a predicted model, not a curated record